Messenger RNA from Hippocampus zosterae (dwarf seahorse), 3275 nucleotides. RefSeq names its product anosmin 1b (gene anos1b). NCBI's taxonomy places the organism in Eukaryota, Metazoa, Chordata, Actinopteri, Syngnathiformes, Syngnathidae. Gene Ontology annotation, cellular component: cell surface; extracellular region. The transcript has 15 exons. The record is from RefSeq and is a predicted model, not a curated record. Gene Ontology annotation, biological process: neuron differentiation. The coding region runs from base 248 to 2404 and encodes 718 amino acids. Gene Ontology annotation, molecular function: protein binding; peptidase inhibitor activity.
UAUAUUUUACGGUCACAGUUGGUAGACAUUGGUCGAACAGGUGUGCCUAAGCGUAGCAACCUUAAAACCCCGGGGGCUGCACUUGCCUCUGUGGUGGGCGUGUCCACGAGUAGCCGAUUUACUCGCUCGCUGGCAUUGGCAGCCAUUAACCACCGAGAACACAAACACAUAACGGGAGCAAGAAAAGCUGAACUUCCCACUUACAAAUUAAUCAUUCUAGUUCGUAUUCUCCACCUCGGUGUCGAUCAUGUCUGUUCGUGGAGCCGUCCUGGUGGUCCUGUGCGUAGUCCUCGCCGUGACGCGCGCUCGCCGGAGUUCGGCGGAGCAAGAGGAUGUUGAGGAGAAGAUGAACAGCGCCAGAUGCACCUCCAGGUGUCUCACCUUGCACAUGACCCAGAUUACUGCUGCAUUCAGACACUUGCAGAGUGACCAAGUUCUCGUUUGGUGUGAGAACCACAGACGCUGUGCACAGUGCCUCCAACCAUGCAAAGAGCUUUGGGAAUCCAAGAAGUUGCCUUCUCUCAAGUACUGUGAGAAGCAGACAGAGUGUGUGACCAGCAGCGAGUUUCUAACAUCUCUGAGGUCAUCCAGACAGGGUGACUGCCCUCCACCUCAACGUGCGACGGGUUUUGCAGCUGCCUGUGUGGAAAGCUGCUUGCAAGACCGACAUUGUCCUACUCCCAGGAAGUGUUGCUUCAAUGGAUGUGGACACACAUGUCAAACACCAGCCAAUCUUUACAAAGGCGUACCCCUGAAACCCCGCAGAGAUAUGAGCUUUGUGGAAGAUCCGCUGGGUCGGGUAAAAGUGAUGUGGAUGUCGAAGUUUAAUGUCAGCAUAGAGCCGGUCGUUUACGUGCUCCAGUCACGCUGGAAUACGGGCAUUCACCCCAGUGAAGAUAAUGCGUCCCAAUGGAUCACUGUUGCCCUGACACUUUCUGAGGAGGCACUCCUGUCAGAUCUGAAACCUCAGCGUUGGUAUCAGUUCAGAGUGGCAGCAGUAAACAGUCAAGGCAGCAGGGGCUUCACCACACCAAGCAAGCACCACAUCUCCAGUAAAGACCCGUCAGCUCCAGACCCUCCAAUAAAUAUUCGGGUAAGCAACCAAACUCUGGUUGGGAUGACUUCACAAGCAGGAUCUUGCUUCACAGAAAGGUUAGGGGGGAGUGGAAUCACUGUGACCGUCUUAAUACACUGGAACCCCCCUCAGGAUGGAGACUUGCCAGUCCACAACUACAGAGUCACGUGGAUGUCUCGACAUAGGACACAAAAAACCACACACCUAGCACAUGCAAACAUGCAUGAAUUACAUAAUAACAUGCAAACCCAGUUUACACAGCCACAUGCACACCAGGAGAGUAAAAAAAGGAGCAACAGCAGGGUGACCCAGGGGGUGCAGUGUGAUGUGUGGCUACAGGGUCUUCGUCCUGAUACUUCCUACUUCCUCUCUGUACAAUCAGUGGCCUACUGGGGUCAGAAGAGACUAAAGAGCCCAAGAGCCCACAUUGUCUUUACUACAGUCUCUUGUAAAGAUUCAACCAAAGGAGAAGACUUCACUAAUGAGCUCCCCUCUGCAUCUUCCUCAUGGUCCCCAUCUGCGUCCUUGGCUCAUUCCCUCUCAUCCUCUUCCCCACCCCCUCCUGAUCUCCCCCUUUUGUCAUAUCUUCCUCAACCUGAAUCCCCUCUUGACCCUGUCAUCCCUGGUGACCUUCGCCUCGAGGUUGCUGCCCCCCAUUACCGUAGCGGUCAGCUGCAGGUCAAGGUGUUCUGGAAGUGGUCUAACCAUGCCAGAAAUCGUCACCCUGGUCCAUACAUUGUGCGAUGGCGCCCGCAUACCUGCAGCGCUAAUGUUACAAGCACCGAGGGCACAGCAAAUGUGCAGGGUAUGCAUUACACCGUUGAAGGCCUUCUGUUUGCAUGUAAGUACUGGGUAGCUGUGGCAAUGAAGGGUGAUCCUGAGUCAGAAGCUGUUGCCUGGGUUACGACCCCAACUUGCUCCUCCAUCAGGGUCAAAGGAGGCAAAGCCUUGCCCUGCCGCACCAAAGAGCGCCCCACAGCAGGCAGAAAGCUGAUACUGCGCCCAGAGCGCCUGACGGCAGAUUUUCAACGACUCGAUGGUACGUUGCUGGCUGUGUUUCGCUGGAGGGUAUCUCAACACGCACUGGACCUGGCAGAGGUUUAUGGGUUCCAAUUCACUUGGACUCUGCAGUCAGGUGUAACCUUUGAAGCAAAAAGCCAUGAGGACACGCUUAUCUCUCAGGCGCAGACAAUUGCACCGUCUCAGCGGGCAGUGAUAGUUCAUGGCCUCCAGAGUGACAGUGAUUACCAGGUACAGCUUCAGGUUUUAACAAGCGGAGGAAGCAACGGCACUGCAGUCUUAAAGACUUUUCACACUCCUGCAGUGUGAGGUCCAGGUGCUACUGGGCUCUACUGCACCACUCGUGUGUUCGAUCCUGACAUAUUCCAAACUUUCUUUCGAAAUUCAACUGGUUUUAAUUGAGGUAGUAAAAUGAGGUAGCAUGUGAACAUUUUCCUUCUCAUCUUGAUUGCCUGCCCCUCUGGUUCUCUUAAAAAUCAGAUGAGAAAGCUGAUAUAAGUGUUGGGGUGGUUUCUUUGUGUUUGUUUGUUUUGUAAUCAUAAAUACAGUAUAACAGGCUACAAUACGUUUGACAAGAAAUUUAAACAAUAAAUACAACUCUACAUAUAUGGUGUACUGGACAUCACAUUGCUGGGCUGGAGAUAUAUGCUCAAUAUUCCAUUUUAUAAGGCACUCUAUGUCACUGGAACCAAAUGAAUUACGCAAAGUCGUAUUGGACACCAGUUUGUCUUGUAUUUCGUAGAAAUAAAGACUCCCAAUUGAAAAUGUUCUAGCACUGACCUCAAGUACUUUGUAUGAAUAGAAGCUAUAAAUUGUGUUUAUUGCAGUUUGGCUGCAACAUUGUCAUUCACGUGGUUCAUUUUGCUAGAGUAAAUGCAAAAAGUAUUUCAGAUAUUGUUAUUUUAUUAACAGUUGUAUUCAAAUAUGUAAGAAAACUUGUGCUUUUUAUAUUGUUGGCCUGUUCCAGCAAAGAAUAUUCAUCAUGACUUUUCCACACUGUUUUUGCUGUACUUGUGGAAGAAACAGAACUUAUGUUGAGAUUCCCUUUAUGUUGCCUGUUUUAUAUGCUUUUAUUGUAAUUCUAUUUUAAUUACGUUGAUUUGUGCACAAUGUCUUCUACUUUUUCAGCUGACAGUUGUAUUUAUUGUUUGUUUUUGUAAUUAAAUAGAAAGUAACGAUG